AUGCUGAGUCGGCCCUUACCUUGGGUGGUCGGGGCCGAUAAGGUCGGAGGCAGCCUGCUCGCGGCGAGCAAAUGCCCUAAGGGAAGGACAACCCUGACAGAAAACUCUUCAAACCCCAACUCGUCAUGGGGGUCUCUUGGCACGGAAAACCCAGAAUCACCAACUGGCCAAUCAGUGAGCGGAAGUCAACCCGCUAAAGUUGUCAACGGUGGGGCAGGCACCUUGAAGUCUGCCAUGAAAGAACUGGGGACGGCGAUCUCCACCCAGGAUGGAGGAUUUAAAGUCCUCUUCGAGCGUGCCUCCAAUUUGGAAGUCGUGGCAAAGAAGACCCACAGUCCGGCGGUUAGCACUGCCAUCUCCGAGCUGUUGGAAGUCAUCAAAGGCCUGAGUGGUAGCAAAAAGGAUGUCAUCCGCACCUACAAUACGGCGGUUGACGAGAUGAAGCUUCACGUAGCCAGAGAUCGAGGAGUACCUAGCCUAACCUCUUCGAGCUGUGCUGCAACUCAGACAGACAGCGGGGUUAUGGAUGUAGUGGAUAAGAAGCGGACUAGUGUUAAGACCACGGACGCUUCAACCAACACCGUCGUUCCUUCUCCAUUUACACAACCAGAAAAGCAGCCUAGAGCCCUGAACCCAGAUAGCCAACCGCAACAAACUGCGCCACGACGCAGAAAGCGGAAAAACCAGCGGCAACAGCAGCAUCAGCAACAGAAACAACAGCAGCGCCAGCAGCAAAAGGAGCAGGAGAAGAUGGAUAAGGAGUUAGGGCAAGAACAGCCGCCUCAACUACGACAGCACACCUGGAGCCAAGUGGUUAGCAGAGGCAAUAGCAAUAAGAAGGAGAACACUCCCCCCCCCCGGUAG
This is a messenger RNA of Rhopalosiphum maidis (corn leaf aphid), 864 nucleotides long. Its product is annotated as phospholipase D A-like. The record is from RefSeq and is a predicted model, not a curated record. The transcript has 2 exons. The coding region runs from base 1 to 864 and encodes 287 amino acids. NCBI's taxonomy places the organism in Eukaryota, Metazoa, Arthropoda, Insecta, Hemiptera, Aphididae.